AUGAUUUUCUACAUGGUGAUCUUCAUGUGGAAGUUUAUAUGGUUUUACCUCAAGGUUUUACUUCUAAUCCAAGAACUGUUUGCAAGCUUCAGAAAUCACUUCUAUGGCUUGAAACAAGCUAGUCGACAAUGGUUUGUUCGUUGCAAGGAUGCUUCUUUCACUCUGCUUUUAGUCUAUGUCGAUGAUGUCAUUCUGGCAGGAAAUGAUACGGCUGAGAUCCAUCGAAUCAAAGUCUUUUUAGAUGCUAAGUUCAAAAUCAAGGAUCUGGGUCCUCUCAAAUAUUUUCUCGGGCUUGAGAUUGCUCGUUCCAAUGCUGGUUUAUCUGUUUGUCAGCGCAAGUUUGCUCUGGACAUUUUGUCUGAUUGUCGUGUUCUUGCUGCCCGACUAGUUUCUACUCCCAUGGAUCGUUCAACCAAGUUGUCUCAAGAUUCUGGUUCUUCUCUUGAAGAUCCCUCUGUUUACCGGCGUCUCGUGGGGCGUCUACUUUAUCUCACAACCACACGUCCUGAUCUUUCUUAUGCUGUUUCACAGCUCAGCCAGUUCAUUUCUGCUCCUCGUACUACACAUUUACAGGCUGCAUAUCGUGUUCUUGGGUAUCUCAAGAGUUGUCCUGGUCGUGGUUUAUUCUUUCAUGCUCAUUCUGAUUUUAAGCUUAAAGCCUUUUGUGACUCUGAUUGGGCUGGUUAUCCAGAUGCACGUCGUUCUAUAACAGGUUUUUGUGUUUACCUCGAUCAAGCUUUGAUUGCUUGGCGUUCCAAGAAGCAACACAUAGUCUCUCGUUCAUCCUCUGAAGCUGAGUACCGUGCUCUUGCAGCUGUCACUUGUGAAGUUCAGUGGCUCUUUUACUUACUCAUUGAUCUUUAA
Prosopis cineraria is the source of this 864-nucleotide messenger RNA. RefSeq lists its product as uncharacterized. The transcript has 2 exons. Bases 1 to 864 code for a protein of 287 amino acids. The record is from RefSeq and is a predicted model, not a curated record. NCBI's taxonomy places the organism in Eukaryota, Viridiplantae, Streptophyta, Magnoliopsida, Fabales, Fabaceae.